AAGAAGAACUUCCCCAUGAGCCUGAUGCUCAUGCUGCUGGGCCUUGCUGCCCUCCUGGGUGCCUGCCAGGGCCGCACGGAUUGCUACGGCAAUGUAAACAGAAUUGACACCACCGGGGCUUCAUGCAAAACUGCAAAACCAGAGGGCUUAAGCUACUGCGGAGUUCCAGCUUCAAAAACGAUUGCUGAACGAGACCUAAAAGCUAUGGAUAGAUACAAAACAAUCAUUAAGAAAGUUGGCGAAAAGCUGUGUGUUGAGCCCGCUGUGAUUGCUGGCAUCAUCUCUCGUGAAUCUCACGCUGGUAAAGUACUGAAGAACGGCUGGGGUGACCGUGGAAAUGGAUUUGGUUUAAUGCAGGUUGACAAAAGAAGCCAUAAACCCCAGGGAACGUGGAAUGGAGAAGUCCAUAUCACUCAGGGCACAACAAUACUUACCGAUUUUAUAAAGAGAAUACAGAAGAAGUUCCCAAGCUGGACAAAGGAUCAGCAGCUGAAAGGUGGGAUUUCUGCCUACAAUGCUGGAGCUGGGAAUGUCCGAAGCUAUGCAAGGAUGGACAUUGGCACUACCCAUGAUGACUACGCCAACGAUGUGGUCGCUCGAGCCCAGUAUUACAAGCAGCAUGGAUACUAG
Cygnus atratus (black swan) is the source of this 630-nucleotide messenger RNA. Its product is annotated as lysozyme g. The coding region runs from base 16 to 630 and encodes 204 amino acids. The record is from RefSeq and is a predicted model, not a curated record. The transcript is spliced from 5 exons. Lineage: Eukaryota; Metazoa; Chordata; Aves; Anseriformes; Anatidae. Gene Ontology annotation, cellular component: extracellular region. Gene Ontology annotation, biological process: defense response to Gram-positive bacterium; peptidoglycan catabolic process. Gene Ontology annotation, molecular function: lysozyme activity.